Molecule: messenger RNA, 3564 nt
Organism: Nyctereutes procyonoides (raccoon dog)
Lineage: Eukaryota; Metazoa; Chordata; Mammalia; Carnivora; Canidae
Gene: SLC9C1
Product: solute carrier family 9 member C1
Biological process (GO): proton transmembrane transport
Cellular component (GO): membrane
Molecular function (GO): sodium:proton antiporter activity; monoatomic ion channel activity
Source: RefSeq, a predicted model, not a curated record
AUGGUUGGAAUUUUUAAGAAAUACAUUUAUAAUGCUUCUGAUGAUCUCCCUAAAAUCAUUCUAGUAUUGUCCUUGAUCUGCACAGUUGGAGCAUUUUUGAACCUACACUUAAAAGACUUUCCAAUUCCUCUACCUGUGAUAUUAUUUUUAAUUGGAUGCAGUUUUGAAAUAUUAAGUUUUACAUCUGAGCAGGUCCAAGCAUAUGCAGAUGCCAUACAAUGGAUGAGUCCAAAAUUAGUUUUUGAUAUGUUUACACCAAUAAUUAUCUUUAAUGUUGCAUUUGACACGGAUGUUUACAUGCUGCAGAAGUUAUUUUGGCAGAUACUCUUAAUUACAAUUCCUGGCUUUUUGAUGAAUUAUACAUUUAUUCUUUGGUAUCUGGCAUCUGCGAAUAAAUUAUUUUUGAAAAACACUGCAUGGUUAUUAUUUUCAGCUAUCCUUGUGAGUUCAGACCCCAUGCUGACGGCAGCUGCUAUAAGAGACCUUGGUCUUUCUAGAAGCCUCGUCAAUUUAAUUAAUGGAGAAAGUCUGAUGACCUCUAUAAUGUCUUUGAUUAUAUUCAGUGGUAUUGAGGAGAUUAAUGUCAACCUGCAAAAGAAGAUGAACCAUUCUAUAAUCCUGGACAUCCUGCUUGAACUUUGGUCUUAUUUUCUAGCAAGUUUCUUAUUUGGAAUUCUAAGUUCAAAACUGAUUCAAUUGUGGAUGUCUACUGUUUUUGGAGAGGAUGUCAAUCACAUAAGUCUCAACUUUUCAAUUCUGUACUUCAUUUUUUUUAUUUGUGAGAUCGUUGGAAUGUCUGGAAUAUUUACCUUGGCCAUUAUGGGACUUUUUUUAAAUUCCACAAGUUUUAAACCAGGAGUUGAAACGCUUCUUCUCGAAUUCUGGAAUUGUCUCUCAUUUGUUGCUUUUCUUAUGGUGUUUACCUUCAUUGGACUUCUAAUUCCUGCGCAUACGUAUUUAUAUGUAUCAUUUUAUGACAUAUAUUAUUCAUUAAAUAUCUAUUUCACACUUAUUGUUUUAAGACUCCUGGUCUUUCUAUUAUUGAGCCCUCUUCUGUCUCGAUUUGGGCAUGGGUUCAGCUGGCGCUGGGCAUUCAUAAUGGUCUGGAGUGAAAUGAAAGGAACACCUAAUAUAAACAUGGCUCUUCUGCUUGCCUACUCUGACCUUUCUUUUGGCUCUGAGAGGGAAAAAUCUCAAAUACUAUUUCAUGGAGUUUCAGUAUGCUUAGUUACGUUAAUUGUCAAUAGAUUUAUUUUGCCAAUUGCAGUUAGUAAAUUAGGUCUUCGUGAUGUCACGUCAACAAAAUAUAAAUCACUUCACUGUACAUUUCAACACUUUCAAGAGCUAACCAAAUCUGCAGCCUCUGCACUCAAAUUUGACAAAGAUCUUGCUAAUGCAGAUUGGAAUAUGGUUGAGAAGGCAAUUAGACUUCAAAACCCAUAUGCGUUGAGUCAAGAAGACACAACAGAACAUCAAAAGGUGAAAUGUCUAGACUGUAACAGGGAAAUAGAUGAGACCCUUAACAUUGAAGCAAUGGAACUGGCCAACAGGCGUCUCUUGUCAGCACAAAUCGCAAGCUACCAGAGACAAUACAGGAACGAGACUCUAUCCCAGAGUGCAGCCCAGGUGCUGGUGGGUGCAGCAGGAAGUUUUGGAGAGAAGAAGGGAAAAUAUAUGAGUCCUGAGACAAUAAAGCACUAUUCUGAAACCAAAAAACUGCUUGCCUUUAUUAGAAAAGUAUUGCUCAAUUGGGUGUAUAACACUAAAAAAGAAAAAGGGAUUCCAUCAAGAUAUUACUUUCUUCGUGUAUGCCAUAAAAUUGUAUUUACUGAUGAAUUUGAGUAUGUUGGAUAUCUUGUGACACUAAUGAAUAUGUUUCCUAUUAUAAUUUCUUGGAUACCUAAGUUAAGUGAUAUCUAUGAGCAUGAAUUAAGACAUUCGAACUACUCUUUUCUUGUACUUUAUAUCAUGGAGGCCCUACUUAAGAUGGCUGCAAUGAGGAAGGAAUAUUUUUUACAUGCCUGGAAUGUAUUUGAGUUAGUGAUUACAUUAGUUGGCAUCAUAGAUAUAAUUCUUAUUGAGACAAAUUCCAUUACUUAUACUUUUGAUUUUAUUCUAACAGUAGUCUUUAUAAAAAUUGUUCGAUUUCUUCGCAUACUACGUAUUUUGAAGCUCAUAACUCCAAAGUUGCUGCAAAUAAUAGAUCAAAAGAUGAGUCACCAGCAAUCCUUUCAGUAUGCUAUACUAAAGGGUUAUGUCCAAGGUGAAGCAGACAUAAUGACCAUAAUUGAUCAGAUUUCAACUUCUAAGCACGUUAAACAAGUGUUAUUAAGGAGGAUAACGAAGAAUACAGGAAAUGCUAUGAAAGAGCUAGGUUACUUAGAGUAUGAUCACCCAGAAAUCGCUGUUACUAUGAAAACAAAGGAGGAGAUUAAUGUCAUGCUCAAUUUGGCUAGAGAAAUUGUCAGGGUUUUUAAGUCAAAAGGAAUUAUUCAUAAAAUUGAAAGUUCUGAAAUUAAUAAGUUAAUAAUGGCCAAAAAGAGAGAGAUACUUGAUUUUCAACCUGUUAUCAAGCCUCUUACUGUUGUAGAAGCACUCUACCAUAUUCCAUGGCUAGAUAAAGACAAAGAAUAUAUAACCUUCAUUCAGAAAAGAGCCAGAAUUGUAACAUUUGAUUGUGGAAAUGACAUAUUUGAAGAAGGUGAUGAGCCCAAAGGAAUUUAUAUAAUAAUAUCAGGUAUGGUAAAGCUUCAAAGAUCAAAACCUAGUUUUGGAAAUGACCAAAUGGAGUCAGAGGAGAAAGAUUAUCAGAUGAAUUACACAGACUUUUUAAUCAGUGGGGAAAUAAUAGGAGAGCUAAACUGCUUAACUAAUAAACCCAUGACAUGUUCUGCUACCUGCAAGACUGUAGUGGAGACAUGUUUUAUUCCUAAAAAUUACUUGUAUGAAGCUUUUGAACAAUGUAGUCCUCACAUUGAAUAUAAAAUGUGGCUAAAACUUGGACUUUCCAUUACUGCCAAAAAAAUCAGGGAACAUCUAUCUUAUGAGGAUUGGAACUACAAGAUGCAAUUAAAACUCUGUAAUGUGUCGGUAAAAGAUAUACCAAAGAACAUCAAAACUGGUAUCUAUGAUGAAACUGUGAUUUAUGUCAUCCUCAUCCAUGGAGCUGUAGAAGAUUGUCAGUUACGGAAAGCUUAUAAGGCACCUUCUUUAAUUCCUAUAACAUGCUAUCAGGUACAAGGCACUGAAGAUUUUACAAAGGUAAUGAUUGUUCAAACUUCGGUUGAUCUGAAAAACUUCAGAUGGAACACUAGAAAAUAUGUACCUUCACGUAAAGCGUCUCUUCCAACAUAUCCUGCAUCUGUUUCUGGGCCAGCUCCCUUCAUGCUCUCCCAACCCCUCCUCCUACUGGCCUCCUCCACCAGAACUGUGGCUUUACCAUCACAUAGUAAAAAGGCCCAUGACAACAUCCAGCAGCUCCUUACAAACUGUUCUGAUACCCAGAAUGGAGCAUACAGCACUGCCAUUGCCAGAAGUCCUGGUCCUCAGUCCCCUGCUCCAUAG